This is a messenger RNA of Drosophila pseudoobscura, 4695 nucleotides long. It is a transcript of the gene heca, whose product is annotated as hdc homolog, cell cycle regulator. NCBI's taxonomy places the organism in Eukaryota, Metazoa, Arthropoda, Insecta, Diptera, Drosophilidae. The record is from RefSeq and is a predicted model, not a curated record. The transcript is spliced from 6 exons.
GAAUAAAUAAAUAAAUGAACAAACAACAUGUCUCAGCAUGUCUGUGCAUGUCUCAAAUGUCUGCCAUUCGUUUUUCAACUUUCGACCAGCGCGGUCUCUGUGCUGCGUCAAGAAAAUAAGUUCAGAAGUUGACAACUAACGUAUUUUCGCGGACGAGACAAGAAGUAGUUCAGGAAAGGCGGUGAUAUAGCCCACAAAAAUAUCCAGAUUGAUAUUUUGGCGAAAAAAAAUAUCAAACAAAAAAUAUAUAUACAUAUUUAUAUAUCAGCUUUGAACAUUUUUCUGGUUGUGUGUUUUCUCUACUGUCUGUGGUCUGUGCAGAACCACAGAAUGCACUUACGAAGUUUUACCAAGUUUUUGUAAAUUUUUCAAAGUCCGAGCCGCCAGAAUAAUCGUGAAAGUACAAGUGUCGUGUUUUUUCGGUCGUUUCCUUCUUCCUUCUUGCCGGCAAAACAACAGCAGAACAAACGGUAAACAGCGAAGAGCGAAAAAAACCAGCGUCAGCGCGUCUGUCUCGCUUCCGCGAAAAGGCGAAGAAAAAGCCUAAGGAAAAAUGUAAAGAAACGCCGAGAAUGCCGCCGUGUGUGUAGAGAGCCAUCAAAUGAGAGAUAAACAAUAAAAACAAUUUUUGAUACUUAAAAAUUCUAUACAAUAAAACAAACAAAAAAACUCAGCUCAGGAACAACAAAACAAAAAAGAAACCACAAACUACCGCAAAAAUAGACUGCAAAAAAGGAGAAAAACCAACGAAACACUUUUGGAAAUAUUUUUAUACACGAGAAAAACCCAACUUUUGGGCAUCCUAAAAUUUACAAUAAAAGAAAUGAAAAAUUGUCCAAAAUGCUGCUCCGACGUAGCGGUAAAUAGGACAGAAUAAGCACAGUUAGCGGCAAUCACUCAAUCCGAGGGAGCAAUCACAAAACGAUUCUGAUCGAUCCAAUUGUACAUCCUUAAGCCUCUAUGGCACCACGUCGAAACAGCAAUAUCAGCGGCAAUCCUUCCCAGCAGCAGCAUCCACAGCAGCAGCCACAGCUCCAGCUCUCGCUGGCACAGCAGCAGCAGUCACAGCUCCUCCACUUUUUCACCGAAAGCAGCAGCAACAGCAGCAGCAAUCCUCCAUCCAGCAGCAGCAUGGCGCCCAUGCAACUGAUGCAGGGCUCCAACGUACAGCUGGUGCGCUGCUGCUACCCGAGCGGCGAGUGCCGCAAGCUGGACGCGCUCAUCGCCCUUACGGAGACGUCGUUGGCGGACUGCGUCCGAGUGCUGUGCAACAAUGAGAACUGUGGCGCGGGGCAGUACAUGCACCGCGAAUGCUUUGAAGUGUGGGAGGCGGGCGUUUUGCAAACGCUCAAGGCGAGCGGGCGGGCGCGCAGCUGGUCGGAGCGGCAGAGGGCCCAGCACCUGUGGACGAAGAAGGGCUACGACCUGGUCUACAAGGCGUGCAGCUGCAAGUGCGGUCGCGGACAGCUGCGCAAGGAUCUCGAGUGGUCGGUGCCGGCCUCCAAUGGCGGUCUGGUGUUCCUCAAUGGAAAUGGAAGUGGCGGAGGGCGUGGAUCCAUGAAUGGAAACCUCAGCGAGGACGACGACAAGAAGAAGGCCAAGAAGAAGCGCAAUCGCAAUGGAAACAGCGGAAACUCUGGCUCAGGAGGCGGCAACCAGAAGAACGGAGUGGGAGUGGCUUUGACCCCACUGAGCACCAACAAUAGCAACGGCUACGGCGGAGGCUCCAACGGACUCACCCCGAACCCCAAUGUGGGAGUGAUCGGAUCCGGGCUGCCGCACAACACCAGCAGCAGCAAUGGAAACGGGAACGGCAACAGUGGCGGCUCGGAGGGGAAUGGCUUGCAGCCCAGCGUGGUGGCGACCCUGAGCAACAUCCUGAAUCCGAACAACGUCCUGGGCCUCGAUCUCCGUGCCCGGGCCGGCAGCCUCUCCUCCAGCGGCGCCGGCAGUGGCUCGAGCUCCCCCUCGGCCUCGCAGUCCAGCGCCGACAUCUCGCUCUCGCCGGUGCAGCAGCUCCUCCAGCAGCAGCAGCAGCAGGCCUCGCUCCUCAUGCAACCCCUGGUGGCACCCCCAACUGCGGGCUAUGGCGCUGGCAACAACGCCCUGCUCCUCCAGAACGGUCUCGGGCUCGCCAAGAAUCUGCUGGCCCCCCAGCAGUCGCAUACCCCGGCGCUGCCCGCCCUGGCCAACAUCAGCAACUUCAAGCCUUUGGUCAGCUACGAGCAGCAGCAGUUGGUCCAGCAGCAGAAGAACAAGGAGGUGGAGCUCUACUCGGAGCGUGUGCGCUCGACGUCUGGUUGCAACGGCAUCUUCUCACGUCGCUUGGACUUCUCGGCGUUCAACAAGCUGCCGAAUACGCGUUUGAAUUCUUAUCAAGUCAAGAUCGAGGACGAGGGCAACCAUGGAAACGACGAGACGCGCCUCUUCAUCCUCUCCUCCCUGGCCACGUCGCACAUGAGCCGCGUGUCCUGCAUUCUGUGCGAGGAGCCGCUGCUCGUGUUCGACCGCUAUCCCCUGGUCGAUGGCUCCUUCUUCCUCAGCCCCAAGCAGCAUUCCAGCGGCUGCAUUGAGGUCAAAUACGAGGGACGCACGCUCUACUUGACCUCUGUGUGCAUGAGCUGCCUGGACGGAACCUCCAGCAGUCGCCUCAUCAGCUGCAGAUUCUGCAAGGAGCCCUGGGAUGGCUCGAGCCUGGUUCUGGGCACCAUGUACGCCUACGACAUCUUCGCGGCCAUGCCCUGCUGCGCCGAGCGGUUCAAGUGCAAUAACUGCUUCAAGAUGCUGAUGCAUCCGCAGCAGCGGCUGAGCUUCUACAGCGACUACUCGCACGGGGUGACAUGCCCCUACUGCAACACCCAGGACACGCACUUCGUCAAGCCACUGAGCUUCUGCUACGCCAAGAGCUCCGCGACACGGCUGCCGACGCUCGCAUAACAUGAGGCCCCGUUGGAGUCUCCGGCAGGCACGGCAGCCGCAGCAGCAGCAGCAACAGCCAGUGCCCCAGGUGCUCCAACGGCCUCCUCGACGGCGAAGCAGCCGAUCUUCAACGCGGCCAUCGACUACUCGGCCCCACUGCAGCAGCAGAUCAACCCUGACCUAAUUGGCGCCCAUCCCCAUGCCCAGCAGCACCAACAACAACAACAGCAGCAGCAGCAGCAGCAGGGGAGGCAGCAGCAACAGCAGCCGCCACAGCAGCAGCAACCGCAGCAUCAGACAGCUCCUACCCAUAGAGGCAGCGAGGGAGGGAACUACCGCAUCAACAACUUCCACCAUCAGCCGCAGCAGCAGCAGCAUCAGUCUGCACCAGCUCCCGCUCCAACCGUAGCUCCAGCUCCCGCUGCAGCUCCUCAGAAGGUGAGCAGCUACCAACGCAACAUCAUGUCCGUGAACGAUGUCUUGAGAGAUUACCAGCAGCAACAGCAACAGCAACUGCAGCAGCAGCAGAAACAGCAACAGCAACAGAUGGGGCAUGAUGCAGGCGCCCUCCUUUUGACCAACGGCAACGCAAGCAACAACAACAACCAUUCAAGCCACUCUGGCGUCGGCAGCAGUAUUAGUAACUUAUUAAUUAGCCAUAAUUCGAGCAGCAGCAGCCACAAUCACAUUAACAACAACAACAUCAACAACAGCAACAACGCCCAGAACAACAGCCAGAAGCUGAACGGGGCCUGGGGCCAGACGGACACCAUAUCCGCCCUGUGGGGCUGCAGCAGCAGCAGCGGCUGCUCCUCGGGCAGCGGCUCCCAGCCGUCGCUCAGCCCCACCGCCAGCAGCCACAGCAAGGAGAUGCUGCUGUGGACGGCCCAGACUUCGCCCAGCAGCCAACCUCUCAGGGACAGCGGCAGCUUCAAGGAGCUGCAGCCGCAUGCCGCCUCGCCGACAGCCUCGCUGACCAGCUCCUCGGGAGCCUCAUCCACCUCCGGCUGCUCCACCUCGAAUGGCUGGAGCACCGGCGGCGGUGGCGGCGCCACGCACUACGGCAAGCCCAACAUCUGGGAGCUGCCCGGACAGUCGGGGCAGCGCCUCCAGGCCCACGACAUCUUCACUGAUCUCCUGUCCAACCUGAGCAUCAGCCAGGACAGCGGCAGCCACAGCCACAUCCAGAGUCACAACCACAUCCAGAGUAACAGCCAAAGCAGCCAGGCCAAGGCGGAUGCCUCGGACGUCAGCUCCAACUCGUCCUCCUCCGCGGGGGAGCUCCUGGAGAUGGGCAACAUCUGGCGGCACAGUGUCAGCGGCCUGGGGGGUCGCCAGGCAUCGCAGGCCCACACUUUUCCCCAGAUCUACGAGGAGCCGACAGGAGGCGCCGCUUGCAUGCAGCUCUUCAACGAUUAUCUCAACAUGCACUAGACACGAGUGCGGAGAGGAGCAGAGGAGCAGCGGAUGGAGCAGCGAUUGUUACUCUAGAGAAAUUUAACCCUAGAAAGAGUAAGAACAGAGAGAAUCAGAGAGAAGAAAGGAGCAACAUUUUAUGCGAAAAAAGAAACAAAAUUUCCAAUCAAUUUUUAGAGCAGACUUGAAACGGAAACAAACGUUGAAGUUUGUUUCUGGUUUGCGAAUAGUUUUAGAUCGUCAUUUGAUUUUUAUACACCCACGACACACUCAUUCAUACACCUUUAUACACACACACACACAUACAAUCACUCCUACACUGAGAGAAAACAAUGCAAACUAAAAACAAUUUUUUUGUUA